This is a messenger RNA of Penicillium crustosum, 1629 nucleotides long. RefSeq names its product CBS domain-containing protein. The transcript has 5 exons. Gene Ontology annotation, molecular function: protein serine/threonine phosphatase inhibitor activity. Lineage: Eukaryota; Fungi; Ascomycota; Eurotiomycetes; Eurotiales; Aspergillaceae. Gene Ontology annotation, biological process: regulation of mitotic metaphase/anaphase transition; cellular response to glucose starvation. Bases 1 to 1629 code for a protein of 542 amino acids. The record is from RefSeq and is a predicted model, not a curated record.
AUGGCGGGCCGCUUCCACUCCCGCGAAGGGUCCGACACUUCCCUGAACAAUCUACCCAUUACUUCUCCGCGAUCCAGCACCGAAUCCCGCUCCCCCUCUACACGAAACCAACUCCGCGUUUCAGCAAACCACCAGCACAGACAGAGCUUGAGCGAGUCGCUUCGCGGCCCACCCGGCUCCCCCCGCGCACGCCGGCAGCCUUCCCUUCCACAAUCCGCCAUCCAGAGCCUCAUCGACAAUCCCCCGCCACCGAAGACUAUCGACCCUGCCUUUGUUGGCCGUGAUUGGAGAGAGAUCUCAAUCGGCGAGCUGGUCAGCCCGGAUGACCUGAAGUUUGUCGAGCUCGAUACGGGCAUUGAAGAGGCAACGAAUAUCUUAAUUGAUUCAGGUGCGGCUGUGCUGUUGAUCCGCGAAACCCCUGAAGCCACUUCUGCCGUCGCCACAUUCGACUAUGCCGAUCUAAACUCUUAUCUCCUGCUGGCAGCAGGCCUGACACACCCCGACGAAGAACAUCAAGCGUCAUAUGAAGAGCUAGCCAAGAAAGCUCACGACGGCGUGCCCAUUCCACUGAGAGAUGUCAAGAAGUUUGGUAUGGAGAAGGAGCCGCUGAUCAACCUGCCGUCAUCGGCCAAUGUUUUGACUGCAGUUGAGAUCUUUGGUGGUGGUGUUCAUCGGGUUGUGGUAGUCAAUGAGUCAAACGAUCAAGAAGUGGUCGGAAUCUUCAGCCAAUUUCGGCUGGUCAAAUUCCUCUGGGAAAAUGGCCGCAGCUUCCCGGUCAUUGAAGAGCUCUACCCGAAGCCUCUGCGUGACCUGGUGAUUGGAUCUCAAGAAGUGAUCUCCAUCAAUGGCGAUAAGCCCCUCUCUGAUGCUCUUCAUGUUAUGAACAACGAGGGUAUGUCCUCGAUCGCAGUUGUCGAUAACUACUUAAACGUGCUUGGGAAUAUCUCCACAGCGGAUGUCAAGCUUUUGACCCGAUCAUCUUCAUUGCCGCUUCUUCAAAACACCUGCACUCACUUCAUCUCGGUCAUUCUGUCCACACGGGGAUUGAUUGAGGGUAAAGAUUCAUUCCCGGUUUUCCAUGUCAAUCCUGGAUCGACACUCGCCCACACAGUCGCAAAGAUCGUGGCAACUCGAGCACAUCGGCUCUGGGUGACCGAUCCAUUAUCUCCAACCUCAUCAGGACCUCCAACUCCCUCGCAGUCUUCAGUGCACAUCCCUCUUUCCAACAGCAUCAGCCCACCUACCGCAUCGUAUACUGCAAAUUCACCACCACCAUCUCCUUCUGUAUCUGGAGCACCUUCUGCACAGCCCUCUCAACAUCCCGCCCCUCACCUACCAACUCCUAACUUACCCUACACAUGCCCAGCCCCAGGCGUGCCGGUCGCAGUGCCGUCACCCAUCUCCCAUUCUAUUCCUUCCUCUGCCCAAGACGGUGCCCGACUGUCCGGGCGCCUAGCCGGAGUAAUCAGCUUGACUGACAUCCUGAACUUGCAUGCCCGAGCCAGCGGGUUGAACCCAGCUGACCCUGCGGAAUCUCGUAGCCGCCGACGCCGCAGUAGUUCGUCGAGCCAGAGUGUCCGCCGCAGCGGUGACAUUGGCCGGGAGCUUUUCAGCCGUGGUGGUAUGUAA